This is a messenger RNA of Calypte anna (Anna's hummingbird), 2322 nucleotides long. It is a transcript of the gene PARP6, whose product is annotated as poly(ADP-ribose) polymerase family member 6. NCBI's taxonomy places the organism in Eukaryota, Metazoa, Chordata, Aves, Apodiformes, Trochilidae. The transcript is spliced from 22 exons. Gene Ontology annotation, cellular component: membrane; endoplasmic reticulum tubular network; intracellular anatomical structure. The record is from RefSeq and is a predicted model, not a curated record. Gene Ontology annotation, molecular function: kinase binding; protein serine/threonine kinase activator activity; NAD+ poly-ADP-ribosyltransferase activity. Gene Ontology annotation, biological process: endoplasmic reticulum unfolded protein response. Bases 95 to 1960 code for a protein of 621 amino acids.
GGCGGUGGCGGCCGUGCCUGACGUCACGGCGCGAUGGCCGCCCGCCCGCCCGGCAGCAUGGAGGCGGGGGCAGGCCCGGCCGGGCAGCGCUGAGAUGGACCUCAAGGGCCAGUAUUGGACAGAUGAUGACUCUGAUGGGGACAAUGAGUCUGAGGAGUUCCUCUAUGGCGUUCAGGGGACCUGCGCCGCCGACCUGUACCGUCACCCGCAGCUGGAUGCUGACAUCGAGGCCGUGAAGGAGAUCUACAGUGAGAAUGCUGUGGCCAUCAGGGAGUAUGGGACCAUCGAUGAUGUGGACAUUGACCUGCACGUCAACAUCAGCUUCCUUGAUGAGGAGGUGGCAACAGCCUGGAAGGUGCUGCGGACGGAGCCCAUCGUCCUCCGCCUUCGCUUCUCCCUCUCCCAGUACCUCGAUGGCCCCGAACCAUCCAUCGAGGUUUUCCAGCCAUCCAACAAGGAGGGCUUUGGGCUGGGUCUGCAACUGAAGAAGAUCCUGGGCAUGUUCACAUCCCAGCAAUGGAAACAUCUGAGCAACGAUUUCCUGAAGACACAGCAGGAGAAGCGGCACAGUUGGUUCAAGACAAGCGGCACCAUCAAGAAGUUCCGUGCUGGCCUCAGCAUCUUCUCCCCCAUCCCCAAGUCUCCCAGCUUCCCCGUCAUCCAGGAGUCGGUGCUGAAGGGAAAACUGAGCAUCCCUGAGGCUCGUGUCAACCGCCUGAUGAACCGCUCCGUCUCCUGCACCAUGAAGAACCCCAAGGUGGAGGUUUUCGGCUACCCUCCCCCCAGCACCCAGGCAGGUGUUGCCCCCUUCAACAUCCUGGUCGGUGGCCACUGCAAGAACAUCCCAACACUGGAGUACGGCUUCCUCGUCCAGAUCAUGAAGUACGCAGAGCAGAGGAUUCCAACACUGAAUGAGUACUGCGUGGUGUGUGAUGAGCAGCACGUCUUCCAGAAUGGCUCCAUGCUCAAGCCGGCAGUGUGCACCAGGGAGCUCUGUGUCUUCUCUUUCUACACCCUGGGCGUCAUGUCUGGAGCGGCGGAGGAGGUGGCCACGGGCGCUGAGGUGGUAGACCUGCUGGUGGCCAUGUGCCGUGCCGCCUUGGAGUCUCCCCGCAAGAGCAUAAUCUUUGAGCCUUACCCCUCUGUGGUGGACCCCAAUGACCCCAAAACACUUGCCUUCAAUCCCAAGAAGAAGAACUACGAGCGACUCCAGAAGGCCCUGGACAGUGUGAUGUCCAUCAGAGAGAUGACCCAGGGCUCCUACUUGGAGAUCAAGAAGCAGAUGGACAAGCUGGACCCCCUGGCCCAUCCCCUCCUGCAGUGGAUAAUCUCCAGCAACAGAUCUCACAUUGUCAAGCUGCCCCUCAGCAGGCAGCUGAAGUUCAUGCACACCUCCCACCAGUUUCUCCUGCUCAGCAGUCCCCCAGCCAAGGAAGCUCGCUUCCGCACUGCCAAGAAGCUCUAUGGCAGCACCUUUGCUUUCCAUGGCUCUCACAUUGAGAACUGGCACUCCAUUCUCCGCAAUGGGCUAGUCAACGCGUCCUACACCAAACUACAGCUGCAUGGAGCAGCCUAUGGGAAGGGCAUCUAUCUGAGCCCCAUCUCCAGUAUUUCCUUUGGAUACUCAGGGAUGGGGAAAGGGCAGCACCGGAUGCCUUCAAAGGACGAGCUGGUGCAGAGAUACAACCGGAUGAACACCAUCCCCCAGACCCGCUCCAUCCAGUCCCGCUUCCUCCAGAGCCGCAACCUGAACUGCAUCGCGCUGUGUGAAGUCAUCACCUCCAAGGACCUGCAGAAACACGGCAACAUCUGGGUCUGCCCCGUCUCAGACCAUGUCUGCACCCGUUUCUUCUUUGUGUAUGAAGAUGGACAAGUGGGAGAUGCCAAUAUCAAUACUCAGGACCCCAAAAUCCAGAAGGAGAUCAUGCGUGUGAUCGGGACUCAGGUCUACACAAACUGAGAGGUGGUGGCAGGGCCCACCCUGGGCAAUAAGCAGAGACCCCUGGGCAUGGCCAAGGAGGACAAGUGGGUUUUGAGGCUCCCAGGCUGGGCAAAUGGGGCUGAGAUUGGUGGCUUCAUGCUGUACACAGGUAGCCAGUAAGCACCUGGUGGGUUUAGUGGUCCCUUGUCCCCUCCCCGUCCUGUCCCUCAGUGUCCCCCACCCUGUGGCAGAGUGGAGAGGGAGCUGGCGGGGCUGGUGGCUGCCCCUCUUGGCGUCAGCAGCGAUGGCAUUUUUAUCAGUGACAAGUAACUGAAGCAAAAAAAAACCAAAACAACAACAAAAAAAUCAACCAAACGACCAAAACAAAUCCAAAACGACAG